CAAUCCGGUGACCGCACCCUGCCCAUUAAUGUACGCCCGAGGCGUCUCCCCAAACCCUAUUCUUUUCGUGUCGCCGCACAGACACACUCCCUCUCCGGCCGCCGGACGUCGUCCACCUCUGGCGAACUCUGCCCUCUUCGUUGACGCAGGCUCCAAAUCUUUGUAGGUAACCUAGUGUCAGAUUUCCAUUGCAUUCAGAGGACAAGCAUGAUGUUUUAAGUGCAUAUAUACUGAUGAUCAUUGGGAUCACAAGGCAAUAACUGCAAAUCUUUAUGGGAAGCAAAGGUCGUAUACCUCCUCAUAUGAGGCAACCUCUACCUGGUCCUAGUUUGCUCCACCCAGAUCCAUUUGGUGCAGGCAUCCGUCCACCUGGUGCAUUUCCUUUUGAUAUGUUGCCUCCUGUUGAAGUGAUGGAGCAGAAACUCGCUUCGCAACAUAGGGAAAUGCAAGUACUUGCCACUGAGAACCAAAGGUUUGCAGCUACCCAUUCUUCUUUAAGGCAGGAAUUGGCUGCUGCCCAACAAGAGUUGCAGAGAUUACAGAACCAAAUGGCUGCUGUAAAAGCUGAGCAAGAUCAACAAUUAAGACUGCUCUUGGAUAAAAUUGCAAAGAUGGAAGCUGACUUAAAAGUUUCUGAAUCUCUUAAAGCAGAGUUGCAGCAGGCUCAUGUAGAAGCGCAAAGUUUGGUUACAACAAGACAGGAACUAAUAUCUAAAGUACAACAGAUGACUCAAGAUUUGCAAAGGAGCCAUGCGGAUGCUCAUCAUAUCCCAUCUUUGAUUUCUGAACUUGAGGCUCUCAGACAAGAAUAUCAACAUUGCAGAGCUACAUAUGAGUAUGAGAGGAAAUUGCGUAUUGAUCAUUACGAGUCUCUUCAAGCAAUGGAGAAUAAUUAUGUUGCGAUGGUGAGGGAGGUAGAAAAGCUGCGUGCUGAAUUGACUAAUGCCAGCCAAGACAGAAUUAGUGGCAAUGCUUUAGGUGGCCAAUUCGGAGCAAAUGCUAACGCCUACAAGGAAAAUAUCGCAUCUGGAAACCAUUCUGUUGGACAAAAUGUUUAUGAAGAUGGUUACGGAGUUCUGCAGGGGCAUCCUGGAGGUGCAGCACCAUAUAGUGGAAGUGCACCUGGUCCUGCUUCUGCACGGGGUGUAUAUGAUCCCCUGUCAAGGAGCCAAACAUAUGAUGCUUCCAGAGCCCCUGGUUAUGAUGUUUCGCGAGUCACAGGCUAUGAUGCCGCACACAUUGGAAGCUUUGAUGGACCUAGAGGCACUCGCAGCCCUUUGACCUCUGGACAUGAUGUUGCUAGAGGAGCUGGCAUGGUUCAAACACCGUCAGUCACAGGAAACCCUGCUGCUCCUUAUGGGUCUGCACAGGCCCCUCCCUCUUACGGUGCAGCCGUUGCUCCACCAACUUAUGGUUCUGCACAGCAAUCAACAUAUGGAUCCGGGCAGAUGCCAACUGCCUAUGGUACAACUCAACAAGCAUCGUAUGGAAUUGGACAGACUCCAGCAGCCUAUGCUACAACACAACAAGCAGCAUAUGGAACAGGGCAGCAAAUAACUCAUGCUGGAGGUGGUUUUGAAGCACCUCGUGGCGGGAACACUGGUCGUAGAUGAAAUGAAAAGGCUUAGCCACAGUCUGGGUAAAAAUUUGAGAUUUUUUUUGUUGUAAAAACUUGCGUCAUAUUGAUAUGCAUAGUUGGCUGAUGACUUGAUUGUGAUGUUUCUUCACCUUGGUCUAUUUCUCAGAUGUAUUAGGAAUUCGUCUUCAAGCAGUCUAUCUACCCCAAUUUUACUAUGUAACAUUACCGUGUCUAUUGCUCCCCCCAUCUUACAAUGUAACAUAAUGUACCAUGGGGUGACCGAACUAAUUUCCCUUGCAUGAAUUUCUGUCAUGAUACUUGGAUGCUAAAUUGUUUCCAUGCUGAGA
Molecule: messenger RNA, 1926 nt
Organism: Zingiber officinale
Lineage: Eukaryota; Viridiplantae; Streptophyta; Magnoliopsida; Zingiberales; Zingiberaceae
Product: protein FLX-like 2
Exons: 6
Coding region: 273-1613 (446 amino acids)
Source: RefSeq, a predicted model, not a curated record